Messenger RNA from Fragaria vesca subsp. vesca, 1366 nucleotides. RefSeq lists its product as uncharacterized. The coding region runs from base 106 to 1131 and encodes 341 amino acids. Lineage: Eukaryota; Viridiplantae; Streptophyta; Magnoliopsida; Rosales; Rosaceae. The record is from RefSeq and is a predicted model, not a curated record. The transcript is spliced from 3 exons.
AGUUUUGCAGUUUUACUUGAAAUGUAGAUAGCAUUGCCUUUUGGUGAAUUAGCAUCCUUGGAUGAUUGAGAUUAUUUUCCAGCGGACACCGAACUAGCUCUUGAAAUGAAACCAAAAACAACUGGUGUGCCUAGAGCUCAGAAAUCGAAACCUUUUCAGGGUGAUGGACCUAAUUGGGUUCUUAUUGCUGGUGGCGCCUUGUUAAGUACAUUAUCGAUGCGUCUUGGCUACAAGCUUAAGCAAGCACUUGACAUAAAGCAGCAGGAGAAUGCUAGUAAUGGAAGUGGAAAAUCCUCUGACAGAAGGAUGCCUGCAGGUUGCCACCUGCACUCAAAUGUUUAUUCCUUCACACAACAAGAUGACGGCAGUUGCUUUAAUUGCAUUUCAGGAACUGAGAGCAUGAUGGAGAUGAAGUGCCUGCCUAAUGGCCAGAUGCUGACUGAAUCUGAUGGAGCCUUGCCUUUGGUGACAGUUCCAGCCCCUCAAUUUAACAAGGAGAAUGGCAUCAUCUGGGCAUCUUCUCCGGAUCGCCUUGAGAUGCCUCCGAAGCCUUUUCUACACCAUUCAAAUUGCUCAGAUUCUCCAUGUGUUUCAGACUCUGGCUCUGACAUCUUCAGUAAGCGGGAAGUAAUACAAAAACUUAGGCAACAAUUGAAGAGAAGAGAUGACAUGAUCCUGGAGAUGCAGGAUCAGAUUGUGGAGUUGCAGAAUUCACUGAAUGCUCAGCUGGCACAUUCUGCCCAUUUGCAAUCUCAGCUUGAUGCAGCAAAUAGGGACUUUUUUGAUUCUGAAAGAGAAAUCCAAAGGCUUAGGAAGGCAAUUGCAGAUCACUGUGUGGGACAUGUGAGCUCCAUCGACAAACCUGUCCAGGCCUCUAUAUGGCAAUCUGAAGUAAGAAGUGGUCAUGGAAAUCAAUGUCUUGAUGGGGAAAACAAUUUUGAUGCCUCAGAAAAAGGAAGAGGGGAUGGAGAGAGGGUUGAGAUGCUGAGGAGGGAAGUAGGAGAAUUGAAGGAAGUGAUAGAUGGAAAGGAGUACUUGCUGCAGAGCUAUAAGGAGCAGAAAGCAGAGCUCUCACUGAAAAUCAAAGAGUUGCAGCAGAGACUAGAUUCUCAACUUCCCAAUAUUUUGUAGGCACUUAUAGUUGUGUAUUCUUGCUCUCGUUUUGUUUGGUUUGAGGUCUUCAGCUCAGAAGCUUAAUUUUCCUCUCUCUCCUGACCAUACUUAGUUUAGCUUAAUUCUUUGAUGUGCUGUGUAUGCAACUUGGUAAUGAAUGAGAGCGUGGGGUUUGGACAGUCAAAAGCUUGCAUGUUGUGGCGGGUUGCUUCUGUGAUCUGUUUGAUUUCUUUCUUACAUUUCGUUCUGUUUG